Molecule: messenger RNA, 2333 nt
Organism: Cajanus cajan (pigeon pea)
Lineage: Eukaryota; Viridiplantae; Streptophyta; Magnoliopsida; Fabales; Fabaceae
Source: RefSeq, a predicted model, not a curated record
UGUUUCCGAUUUAAACCACGAACCACUCAACCAUGUGAACCGAACUACUCCACAAAAUUCGCGUGGGUUGGAGUAAACGGGUUAUAAGCGUAAAUGGACAAUCACAUCAGAAUUACCUAUUACAAGUGUUUUUCUGCUUUUGUAUCUCUUUGCAUCGCCCUGCUCAAAAUCAGAUCUGAAUCUAUCUGACCUUGUUCAAUUUCAUUUCAUUCGUAAUUCACUUCUCCUCACUUGUGAAUCUAACCGCAAACUCCAAGCUCCAAACCCUAUAUUACCUUUGUUUAGGUCAUCUCAACUUUUCUGCACAGGAGAAAGAGCAACCGAAAUAAGAGGAGGAAUAUCUCUGCCACUGCCGACAAUUCGCAAUCGAUGCAGGUUUAUCACUUUAGUUAAAGAAAAAGGUGAGGGCAGAGAUGAGCAGAGGCUCAUACAUCUCUAGCAGCCCCUUUACUGGUAGAUUUCAUGCUAGAAAGCUAUCUCCCAGUGUUAUCACUUUCUACAUCAUGUUCAUAUUUGCUUUCUCCAUCUUCGUGUUCUUUUUCUACAUGAGGAACAUUAGUGUUGACGAAGAUCCACCAUACCCUUUGCUUUCUCAGCAAUCUAAACCUCACCAGGUGCCAGAGUUACAUGUGCACUAUAAGCAACUUUGGGAGUCUCCGUUCAAUCAUAGCUUACACCAAUGUGUCAAGCCAACUACUAAAUACAAAGCUGCUCACGGAUUUGAUCGCUAUUUGACUGUGAGAAGUAAUGGUGGACUAAAUCAAAUGCGAACUGGUAUAUCAGACAUGGUGGCCGUGGCACAUAUAAUGAAUGCAACUUUAGUCAUACCGCAAUUGGAUAAACGUUCAUUCUGGAAAGACUCAAGGUAUUACUGGCUAUACUGUAUUUUUAAGUAUGUAUUGUAUUUGAAUCCUUUUUCAAUUUUUUUUCCUAUUGGGUAUGUGUGCAGUGUAUUUUCAGAUAUAUUUGAUGAACUUCACUUCAUCGAAUCCAUGAAAGGCGAUGUCAGGAUUGUUAAGGAGCUUCCCAAAAACUUGGAAGGAGUCCCCCGAGCCAGGAAACACUUUACUUCCUGGUCUGGGGUUGGUUACUAUGAAGAGAUGUCCAGGUUAUGGAAUGACUAUCAGGUGAUACAUGUUGCAAAAUCAGAUUCUCGACUUGCAAACAACGAUCUUCCUCUGGACAUACAGAGAUUGAGAUGCCGUGCUAUGUAUCAUGCACUUCGAUUUUCUCCUCCUAUAGAGAAUUUAGGAAAGAGGUUGGUGGAUCGUCUGAGAUCACGCGGAGGAAGAUAUAUUGCUCUCCAUCUGAGAUAUGAGAAAGAUAUGCUGUCUUUUACUGGUUGUGCAUAUGGUCUGACAGAUGCUGAAUCUGAAGAGCUUAGAAUUUUGAGGGAGAACACAAAUUAUUGGAAAGUUAAAAAGAUAAAUUCAACAGAACAGAGAAUUGGAGGAUUUUGUCCGCUGACUCCAAAGGAGGUGGGCAUUUUUCUUCAUGCUCUUGGCUAUCCCCCUUCAACACCAAUAUACAUUGCAGCAGGAGAGAUCUAUGGUGGUAAUGCUCAUCUUUCAGAGCUCUCAUCCCGCUUCCCUAAUCUAAUCUUUAAGGAAUCCCUUGCAACUCCUGAAGAGCUGAAAGCUUUCGCCAAUCAUGCAUCUCAAACUGCUGCACUUGAUUACAUAAUCUGUGUAGAGAGUGAUGUAUUUGUUCCGUCAUAUUCAGGAAAUAUGGCAAGAGCAGUUGAGGGACACCGCAGAUUCUUAGGUCACCGCAAGACAAUCAACCCAGACAGGAAAGGACUUGUUGGAAUUUUUGAUAUGUUGGGAACUGGAGAGCUAGAAGAAGGAAAGGAACUGUCACAUAUGGUGCAGCGAAUGCACAAGAACAGGCAAGGAGCUCCAAGGAAAAGGCACGGUUCCCUACCAGGAAUUAAAGGCCGAGCACGAUUUAGGACUGAAGAGUCCUUCUAUGAAAAUCCAUAUCCUGAGUGUAUAUGUGGUUCUAGAAGCAAACUGGAAAUAACAUGACGACAAAACAAACUGCAGUUUCAAUCUAGAAUUUUUGGAGGGACCGGUUAAUAUGUAAAUUGGGUUUUAUAAACUGUAAUUCUAAUUAGCCGUUUCCGGCGAUCUUGGUUUGUCUGUGCCCUAUAGCUAUACCCUUGAUCACAAACACAUGGUGUUGGCAGCUUAGCCAACAAUUCUCUUUAUUUAGCAUUUCUUACUUCAUAAAACAAUAGAAACGAAUUACUUCUUUAUUGUUAGAUUGUUCAUGAUUUGUACGACGACAUUAUAUUUUAAUUCAUAGAUAUAAUAUAUUUUAUUUUAUCAUGA